Molecule: messenger RNA, 2699 nt
Organism: Mustela erminea (ermine)
Lineage: Eukaryota; Metazoa; Chordata; Mammalia; Carnivora; Mustelidae
Gene: EVA1C
Product: eva-1 homolog C
Exons: 8
Coding region: 1178-2503 (441 amino acids)
Cellular component (GO): extracellular region
Molecular function (GO): heparin binding; carbohydrate binding
Source: RefSeq, a predicted model, not a curated record
GCCGAGCGCCCGCCGGCCCAGCCCUCCUCCCUGCCGCCGGCGCCGCCCGGCCGGGACGCUCGCGCAGUCCGCGGGGUUUGGGUCGCUGGGGCCCCCAGGUUCCCGCACCCCGAGCUCAGCUACGAGCCCCCACGCGCUCCCACGCAUUUGUCCUCUGUGUCCCCGAGCCCCGGCCACGUAGUCCGCUCCUCGCCCACGGGCUGGGCCUAGGUCACACCGCGCGUAAUUGAGAGGUUUAGAAAGAUGCGGUGGCCCAUUUUAAAACAAAGCCCAAUUAUUAGCGCUCGGUGCUAUUUAUGCCGGGCCAGUGUCAAAUCCUCCGAGCGCUGCUGGACAACCAGUACCCAAAGGAAACGUAGGAAGAGAAAGAAGAAAGAAACCGGCCCUGGAGCCAUCUGACCCGCUUUGAAAUCCCCUCCCCAAACCCUUCUCCUUCCCGUCCUGGCUGCGUUAGCUUGGGCAAAGCUCGGGGCCUCAGUCUCUUCCUCCGUGAAAUGGGGUAACUGCGUGCUUGGUGAUUCUACACGAGGAGCGACGCAGGUCGCAGGGACGUCAGUGCUGGGGUCCUACACCUCCAGGACCCCACCUUCCCACGGCCCCUACCUCCGCCCGGCCCCGGGGGCUCUUGGGCUCAACGCGCGGCGCUGGCUCCAAAGUGCGUCACGGGCACCGGCCGCGCUCCUCCCGCAGCCAGGGCGAGGCUGGCGCCGGGCCAGCGCGGGCCGGGCCAGGGGUGCCGGGCCGUCUCCGGGGCGGGGACCCAGGAGUGAAAGGCGCUCAAGUUGCGCGGUCCUUGGUGCGCUGUUGGGGGCGCCCUCCGAGGCGGGCAGCUCGCCAGGGACCGGCCCCCGCAGCCGCCCGGCGCGCGAAGGCUGCACUUUCCCUUCGGCCCCCCUCGUUUCCUCUCGCGGGGAGGCAGCGGAGAUUUCCUCUCGGGGAAACUACGCGGAUCCUUCCCGGGGCUCCUCGCCCCGCCCCACUUCUCCGCCCCCUCCCCUUUGCUGGGGAGCCGGGGCUGGCCUGCGCUGGGAAAAGGCUCUGGCAGCCUGAGCCGGGAGGUGGCGGGGGGCCGCGGAGCCGCAGGCCAACGACUCGCCCCGCCAUGUGACGCUGCCCUCUGCCCAGGGACCCCCUUCGCGCCCCGGGCCCGCGCCCGCUCUAGGUCGCGCCGGGCACCAUGCUUCUGCCUGGACACGCGCGCCCGCCGCCCGCGCCGCAGCCCGCGCAGCAUCCCGGACCCCGCAGGCAGGUAGAACCUCCCGGGCAGCUCCUGCGCCUCUUCUACUGCACUGUCCUGGUCUGUUCCAAAGAGAUCGCAGCGCUCACGGACUUCUCCGGUUAUCUAACCAAACUCCUGCAAAACCACACCGCCUAUGCCUGUGAUGGGGACCAUUUGAAUCUACAGUGCCCUCGGCAUUCUACGAUAAGUGUCCAAUCGGCAUUUUAUGGGCAAGAUUAUCAAAUGUGUAGUGCCCAGCAGCCUGCCUCCCAGAGGGAAGACCACGUGGCCUGUGUGGCUCCCACCACAUUGCAGAAGGUGCUGGAUGAAUGCCAGAACCAGCGGGCCUGCCACCUCCUGGUCAAUAGCCGUGUUUUCGGACCUGACCUUUGUCCAGGAAGCAGUAAAUACCUCCUGGUCUCCUUUAAAUGCCAACCUAAUGAAUUAAAAAACAAAACCGUAUGUGAAGACCAAGAGCUGAAACUGCACUGUCACCCUUCCAAGUUUCUCAACAUCUACUCUGCAAGCUACGGCAGGAGGACCCAGGAGAGGGACACCUGCGCCUCCGAAGCAGAGCGGCUCCCCCCCUUUGACUGCCUGUCUUACUGGGCUUUGCAAGUAUUAUCCAGGAGGUGCUACGGGAAGCAGAGAUGCAAAAUCAUGGUCAACGAUCACCAUUUCGGGAGCCCCUGUCCGCCAAGAGUGAAAAAAUACCUCACUGUCACCUAUGCCUGUGUUCCCAAGAACAUACUCUCAGCGAUUGAUCCAGCCGUCGCUAACGUAAAACCUUCUUUGAAGCAGAAAGAUGGUGAACAUGGUAUAAACUUUGACCCAAGCAAACCGAGGGUUCUGAGGAAAGACGGCAUUAUUGUUAGCAACUCUCUGGCAGCCUUUGCUUACAUUAGAGCCCACCCAGAGAGAGCCGCGCUGCUGUUCGUGUCCAGCAUCUGCAUUGGUCUGGCACUCACAUUGUGCGCCUUGGUCGUCAAAGUGUCCUGCACCAAGGACUUCAGGGAGCUGCAGCUGGCGAGGGAACAUCUGGUGCCAGAGAGUGACAAGGCUGAGGAAGACAGUGAGGAUGAGGACGGGGAGGAGGACUCCUCUGACUCUGAUUUUCCAGGAGAACGGUCUGGGUUCUGUAGGACUUCGUAUCCUGUCUACAGUUCCAUAGAGGCUGCAGAGCUGGCAGAAAGGAUUGAGCGCAGGGAACAAAUCAUCCAGGAAAUAUGGAUGAACAGUGGUUUGGACACUUCACUCCCAAGAAACAUGGGCCAGUUCUACUGAGAAAGAGACAUGUCUUCAUGUGACCACACUUUCUGAAGAGGGAAGGAUCCAAAAUGCCCCUCCAGUUCUGUUUCACUUGUACCUUCUAUGAAGGAGUAUUUGUCAUGUCAUCCAAUACUGGUGAAGCCAGAAGCCAUUAAAGGGACAUUUCAAACAGUUUACAGCACAUUUCAAAAUAAAAUAGGAGGGAAGUCUC